Choloepus didactylus (southern two-toed sloth) is the source of this 1650-nucleotide messenger RNA. RefSeq lists its product as uncharacterized. The coding region runs from base 1 to 762 and encodes 253 amino acids. The transcript has 4 exons. Lineage: Eukaryota; Metazoa; Chordata; Mammalia; Pilosa; Megalonychidae. The record is from RefSeq and is a predicted model, not a curated record.
AUGUCCAACACUCUUCGCUAUCCUCCGACGCCUAUCGUCAUUCCUCGACAAUCUCCGCCAUUGGUCAUUGCCCGACAGGUUCCGUCAUUGUCCAACAAUCUCCGCCAUUCCCCGUCGCCUAUCGUCAUUCCUCGACAAUCUCCGCCAUUCCCCGUCAUCUUUCGCCACUGCUCGACAAUAUCCGCCGUUCCCCAUUCAAGGUCCGUUCUUUCCGCCACGCGUCAACCCUCCUCCUCCCUGUCAGAUAAGGGUCAGUCUCCCCUAGACGGAUUCCUGUCAGUCCGCCAUUCUCCGUCAUCAGCUUCGGCUCUCUCCGUUACCCCGUUACUCUUCGUCAUUUUCCGUCAUUCCCCGAUUGGUCUCAGCCCUCUUCGUCUCCUUCCGUCACUUUCCUCUUGGCCAACCUCCGACGAUUUCCGUCCCGUCUCGUCACUUUCCGUCAGUCCUCGCCACUUGCCGUCCGUUUCCGCCACCCUCGGGCUGGGCGCGGCUCUUCUCCGUCAGGAGGAAAAGUGUGCUUUCGUGAUGCCACGGGCAGGCGUAUUUUCCCACCGUUUCCCGCUCUCCGGGGCCAGCGACGGGUCUGAGCCUCUGAGGCCGCGGGCGGAGGCGCCUCCCGCCAGACCCACGUCCCCUCAGUGCGGAUCCGCGAGUGGGAUUCCAGCAACGCCGCAGUCGCCCCCUGGAGCGGGGGGAUUCCAGCAACGCCGCAGUCGCCCCCUGGAGCGGGGGGAUUCCAGCAACGCCGCAGUCGCCUCCUAGAGCAGGGGUGCGACGCCCGCGGAUAUUUCCGGGGAAAGCAGUACACCUUGUCCUCAGCGCAGGUCCCAGCCGGGAGUUUCUAGGGUGGAACAGAUAUUUUUCUCAUUCUCCUGAGGUCCCGGGGACCCCGCUCAGGACCGCCCCAGGGCACCGCCGGCCUGGACCGGGAUCCCUGCUGUUGCUGGUAGUUGUCAGCAGCCCGGAGAGGUUUCCAGUCCCCUCUCCCGUCCCGCAAUUUGCAGCAAGCUCUGAGACAUCCUUCUAGUCCUGUAUUAGAAGAUUGCAUUGAGGUAGAGGCUAAACAGGCCCAAGUAAAAAAGGAGGAAAUGUGGGACAUAAUAGGAUGGAAUGGCAAAACUGAUUAUAGAAUGAAAUAAAACCGUACCAAUAAUUAAGAGUAAAAGGAAUAUUAUAUUUCUUCUACAAAAGUCAUAGCUUAAGUAGUAGAAAUGUUUUCAGUAAACUUUUGUAAAUAUUCAAGAUUAAGUCUGAGUCUCUAAUAAUGCUGUGAAUACCCUCCUUUGUUUUUGACUCACCUGUGGUUCCCCACCUCUAGUUCAUCAACCCUAACUGAAAUGUAAAAAUCCAAUAUGAUUUAAUUGAAUGUAUCCUAAAUUAAAAGUUCUGUAAAUACUCUGUAACUUACACAGGAAGGAGCUCUCUGAUCUCACAUCCAGCUAUGUCGGGAGGAGGCGGGAGUUCCCAAGCUCCUAAUGUAUCAAUUUAUUUUUACAUUGUAAACCUGUUCCUUUAAUCCUAUAUUCUCGUUUAGUAACAGUGUGUUGUAGUUGAAUUCUUGUCUUGAGUGCUCUUUACUUUUAAACUAUUGUCUGUCCCUAUACCCUUAUUUGAGUGGGAGGUUGCUUUACUGAGGCCCAAACCAACUGA